Drosophila suzukii is the source of this 1078-nucleotide messenger RNA. It is a transcript of the gene SP555, whose product is annotated as SPRY domain-containing SOCS box protein SP555. Gene Ontology annotation, biological process: proteasome-mediated ubiquitin-dependent protein catabolic process. The record is from RefSeq and is a predicted model, not a curated record. Gene Ontology annotation, cellular component: SCF ubiquitin ligase complex. NCBI's taxonomy places the organism in Eukaryota, Metazoa, Arthropoda, Insecta, Diptera, Drosophilidae. Gene Ontology annotation, molecular function: protein binding.
AACAAAAAUUUCUAGUCACACUAACAAUGUCUGAUGUGGAAGUGGACCCACAGCCGGCUCUACCCGUGGUGGCCAUAGCCCCGAGGAGGCGUCGCCACAGCGGUCGUCGCGGAGGAGGUGGCUGCCUGGCCAUGCAGGAGGCCGGGACCUCGUCCUCAUCCUCAGCCUCGUUACCGCCAACUCGCUUUUGUCCACUGCCCGAGGGCGUCGAGGACAACUGGACGUGGAGCAAGCGGCAUCGCUCCAAAGAGGUGGUGCUCAGCGGACCCAAUUCCCGAACAGUGCACUUUCAUCCCAACUGGAGCAAGGGCACCGCCGGCGUCCAGGGCAAGCGAUCCCUGAACAAUGGUCGCUACUACUGGGAGCUGCAUGUCUCGCAGCGUGUCUUUGGCACCUCGAUUAUGUUCGGGAUCGGGACGAAGUCCGCCCGCCUCCAUGCCAACGCCUUCCGGAACAUGCUGGGCGAGAACGAGCACGGCUGGGGACUGUCCCACAAGGGCGUCCUUUGGCACAAGGGCGUGGCCCUGCUGUACACAAAGCGCUUCCGCGAAAACCAUCCCACCCAGAUCGGAGUACUCUUCGAUGGCAUAGAGGGAACACUCACGUAUUACAAGGAUGGCAAGUGCCUGGGCGUAGCCUUCAGAGGAUUGGAUCAGAUUGAUGAACCCCUGUACCCCAUCGUAUGCUCCACGGCCGCCAAAACGGAGAUGACCCUGAAGUGCACCCGGAGGGAGUUCGUCAACCUACAGGAUCGCUGCCGGGCGGUAAUAAUGCGGCGGGUGCGCAGCGCAUCGCAGCUGGAGAAGCUGAAGCUGCCGCUGCCCAUCAGUGAUUAUCUGGGAGAGGUGAUCGACGAGAUGGAGCCCCUGCGUCAGGUCAAUGAGCUGGAGAUGUGCAUAAUGAAUUAUGAUUUGUAAGCGGCCCGUGAAUCUGUUUUGUGCCAUCAGAAUGGAGUGCACUCCGCAUCCGCAACGAUGCAGUGCCUCUGGGACAUGUAAAUUUCUCGUAGUAGUUGUAUAGCGUGUUUUGUGUACCGUAUUGUUAAGCAUAUGGAUUUAUCAAAAUGUGGAUAAUCCGA